Messenger RNA from Oryzias melastigma (Indian medaka), 2137 nucleotides. RefSeq names its product vestigial like 4 like (gene vgll4l). The record is from RefSeq and is a predicted model, not a curated record. Gene Ontology annotation, molecular function: transcription coactivator binding. Gene Ontology annotation, biological process: negative regulation of DNA-templated transcription. The transcript is spliced from 6 exons. The coding region runs from base 323 to 1114 and encodes 263 amino acids. NCBI's taxonomy places the organism in Eukaryota, Metazoa, Chordata, Actinopteri, Beloniformes, Adrianichthyidae.
CUAGACUGACCACUCACACAUUCUCUGCAUUUUACAACCAAAUUCCUCACAUUUUAAACCAUUCACACUGCAUAGAAUUCUUCAUGAAACAAACGUGCUUUUCAAGGAAUGCUAAUAGUUUGUAAUCUUAUGUCAUCCUUAGUUAAUUCAGGAGUGGCGAGGAAAUGGGCAAUAUUGGGGCUUUUUAUAACUUCGUAUGCCUCUAGGGGGCAGCCUUGACCUGAAUUUAAAGUUGACAUGUUUUUCUUGAAUAAGCAGACUUUCUGUCCAGUGGCUGUUUGCCACUUUAAACCUGUUGGGACACUAUGAGAGACAGGGAAACAUGGCUGUGGCCAACUUCCAGUACAUUACCAGGAUGAGCAGUGGCUUCAAGGUCUACAUACUAGAAGGUCAGCCCGGACUCAGAAGCGAAGACCGGUACAGACACAUGGGGAAUGAGCGCACACGAGCCCCGGCGGUGUAUCCUAUCAAACGCAAGUGCGCCCACGACAAAGGUCUCACCCUAGAAGAGAGGCGAGAGCGGGCCAUAAGCAAAACCCUCGGCAAAGCAAGCCAGAGAGCAGCACCGGCGCCUGCGAUGGUCCAACAGAGUCCCACAUCUCCGAGGAGUCCGGUGCCCAGCCCGCUGCCCACUCAUGUCUACUACUCCCCGGUCAUGGACGAACCACUCGCCCUCAUCAAGAAACCAAGAAAAGAGGCUGAAAGCACAGAAGAAAAGACAAAGAGUUCAUCUCCCAGUCAAACUCAGAUGCGCCCCUCUGUCAUCACUUGUGUGUCCUCAUCCAGAAAACCGUCCUGCACAUCUGUGGUCCACAGGAGCUGCUCACCAGCGGACUCCAAACGCAACUACGACCGUGUUCUGGAGGAGCAUUUCCAGAGGAGCCUUGGAAAGAACUACCAGAAAGCGAGCUCCCAGCAGCUCUCCAUCAGCGUGUCCGUCGAUGACCACUUCGCCAAGGCUUUGGGGGACAAGUGGCUGCAGAUAAAGUCCAAAUCGUCCUCCUGCUCCUCCACGCCUCCCAGCAGUCCAAGUGUCACCCACUCCCCAAACUCCAGCCACAGCCCCACUCUGUGCCACAAAGAAGCCACUUCCAGCCACUGGUCCGCGAACUAAAGCCGAAGUGACCCCCCUGAUCCAGGUGGAAAACUGGACUUUGGGAUGUUUUCUGUGCUUCACAUCAAGCAGCUCCGCUUUGGCAAAAAGGGAAAGCCGAGACGAGGAGCUGACAGAUGCAGGAGUGUCAUCUCCGCGGGUCUUGUGUGCGUCCACACCUAUUCAGCGCAGAUGCAGACAAAUGUAGCAUUAAGAGGGAUAUCCUUGUUUUGUUACGGCUCUCUCCUCCGCUUAGCAUCUGAACAUUAUUGUAGUACUGAUGAGACAGGAUGAUGGAAAAGUCAGCCAAAUAAUCCUUUACAUUUCUUUAACUCUGUGCCAUUCUUACGCUGCAGCCUGAAUGCCACGAUUUCACAGUCCUGUAUUUAUAUUCUGAUACUUUUGGGUUUUCUUGUAGUGUACAUGCUGUCUGCUUUGUAUUAUAAUGCCAAGAGGCAGUAUAUAAUGCAGAUUUUUUUUAAUGGCUUGAGAAUAAAAACAAAAACACUUAAAAAAAGCUUUAUUCGUUUAUGUUUCAUCACAAAAGUGGGCAGAAAGGGGAACUGAAAGGAGGGUAAAUAUUUCACAGAAUGGGUAUAAAUCAUUUACAAGUAGAAGUUUGUGAACCUGAGAAUGGGGGGGCAGACAAAUUCACAUGUGAGUCAGGUAAUGUCGGCAAAAAAGAACAACCUAAAGCAAGACCUGUUGCCCAACACUGACUGGAAAUUUGCCUUCACUCUGGAGUUUUUCCUGUAAGUUAGAGGGAAUGCAGGGAGCGUGUUCCAGCAGGCAAGCGGCCUUGUGUUCAGGAAUUCCUUUCUCCUGAGAAAAUUCUGCUCUAAGAUCCUACAGAUCCUGUUUAGCAAGGAAUAGGAGGGAGGGAAGUGAGGAAAGAAGGGUUGGGCUAACAUGGGCCUGAGCAUGAGAACCAGCCGCAGUCUUCAGUUACUUAUUUGCAUGUCCUAUCUUGUCUAAUUUUAAACUUGAGACGGCAUUUAUAAGGACCCUAAAGCUUCCGUAUUUGAAUUAGCAGUUAAAAAAAAA